Molecule: messenger RNA, 1897 nt
Organism: Pieris brassicae (large cabbage white)
Lineage: Eukaryota; Metazoa; Arthropoda; Insecta; Lepidoptera; Pieridae
Product: ester hydrolase C11orf54 homolog
Exons: 7
Coding region: 256-1329 (357 amino acids)
Cellular component (GO): nucleus
Molecular function (GO): zinc ion binding; hydrolase activity, acting on ester bonds
Source: RefSeq, a predicted model, not a curated record
AAAGUAUUUCGAUAAGUAAUAUCAAUACGAUGCGGCGUUCAGCAUAAAAGUUGCGCGUCCUCCGAAGCGCCAGUCGCCGCGUAUUCGGCUCGAGAGCAACACGUCCCUAACAAAAUCGGACACGUGACCUGCGCGUGACCCUCAUCUAGAAAUCCGACAAGGCGAUCUUACGCAAGAGGUCAUCGAUUUCGACCCUCCGAUAUGUAAGUCUCUAAAUGUCAAACCCGACCGAUAAACUCACACGUAAUCUGAAAGAUGACCGGACCACCGCUCUCAUGGCGCGUUAGGUGGGUCGUAGCGAGUGCUAUUUUCCUCGCCAAUCACAUAAACGCCGCGGCCUUAAGCGACGAAGUCAACAUGGCCUCCAUCGACUACUCGAAAGUGUCCAUCGAAGAGAAGCCGCUCUACGCACCUCCCUUGAAAGAGGUGGCCGAGGUUUUAUCUGAGGGCCUCCGGAAAACGUUCGAGUUCGUGAAUGUGACGGUCGAAGACUGCCCUGACCUCACCAGAGAGCCGUUCGAUCUCACGACACCCGGGCUGUCGGGCGACAGCAAAUUGGUGGAGCUGGGCGGCCCGCCCUACCUGACGCCGCAGGUGCGCCGCGACAAGGUGUACGACUUGGCCGCUCUGCUGCGACACCUCGGACGAGACCCGGCGCUCCUUGCCGGGGCAGGGGCCGGGCCGUGGCCGUAUCUCGGCGUCAACUGCGAGGGCAUCAUAAACUUGUCGGUGCGGAAGGGCGCGGUGACGCAGGGCACGCGCGUGGUUUCGGUGGCUCCGCCCGGCGCGGCCAAGGGCCAGGCCUCGUACGUGCAGCGGAGGCUGCCCCCCGGCGAGACCAGGACGGCGCUGCUCGGCAACUACCUGCUCAGCGAGGGCCGGCCGGGACGGGUCCUCAAAGUGGUUGUCGAGAAGCGGAUUGGUCCGUCGAACUUCAUCACCGCCAUUAGGGAAGCUUUGAAGGAGUGGUACGGCGACAGAGCGGUCGGUCUGGGCGGGGCGUUCCUGCUGGCGGCGGGCAAGGUGAAACACCACGUGAUGCCGGACUUUAGCGCUUCGCCCCUCUGUUCCGACGAAGACGUGGACCGUUGGCUGCACUAUUUCGAAAUGACCGCGCCCAUCGUGCACUUGGGCACCCUCGUCACCGGCGACCUGGGCCUGGACCUGCGCGUGCAGCACUUCCACGGGUACAGUGCUCACGGCGACGGAGGCCACUACCACUACGACACCACGCCUCUGCAGGUGCGCUACGAGGGAUACUUCGCCCUGGCCUCCUCCGUGAUCAGGGUGGACCGGCCCUCGGAGACUCACGGCAUCGGACGAGACUGACUCGAAGAAUGCGAGUGUUUUCUUUCUCGAACGGAAACAUUCGAUCCGCCGGGAACCGACUCGGUCGUUUCAGGAUUAGGGAAAUAGGGUAACUCUCAAUAUGUACAAUUGUCUUCUCCAUCACUCCGAGAGGCGCUCAGGAGCGGAAGAAGCGCACUGCGCGCACCACGUACUGGCGGCAGAUGGGGCACUCGGGCAGACGUUUGGCGCAGUCCGUGCAGGCGGCGAUGUGGCCGCACUCCAGCAGCACGCACUCCAGCGGUGCCGCCCAGCAGAUCUUGCAGCACUCCUCCAGGGGCAGCCGCUCCACUUCCGCGCGGCACCGGGCGUGGUCGGCGAGCAGCAGCCUCGCGCGCUGCAGCAGAUCGGCCCGCUCGAGGCAGCCCCGAUACUCGACGCGGUUCCUGGCCAGCAGCUCCUUAAGCUGGCGCACCGUCAGCCCUUCCAGCUCCGACGCCCGUCUGAUCUGUUCCAAGCUCACCGGCCGAGCGGUCUCCGGCUCCUUCUCCGCUACAACAUUUGUCGUGAUAAAAUUUAUUUACUCCAUAAAUAAAAUAAACAAUCAUAA